AUGCCGCCACUCAGCACCACGCAUGUCUUCAAGUUUGGACUUACUACGCCGCCUGCAACUGAGUCUCUGGAAGAACUGAUUCAACAGCACCUCAAACAAGCCGCUCGCAAAGUUGAGCUGGCUGCGGGUGACUUGUUCUCUGCCUCUGUCCCGUCGUCGGAGUCGUGCUCAGCCGAACCACGAGAUGUCGCCGCUCUGGUGACCGAGAUGGGAGACUACCUAGCUCGAACUGCCAUGAUAUGGUCCUCUCUCAUUCAAAGUCUCAUCCAGGGACCUCACAUUGACCAGGUUACUCUACAAAUACUAGAGAAGUCUCGAGCAGACACCCGGGUUUCAGACCUCGCCGCAUCCGUUUCCAUGGACGUGACCCUUAGUCGUCUUCGCAAGAUGCGCGACCUGGCAGAGCAGUACGCUCGAGAUGUCCAAACAGUAUGGACGGUUGGAGGCAGGAGGUCGAGUCUGGCUUCACACGCGCCCCGGAUGUCCAUCUCGUCACACGACGGCCCCCCAUCCGCUGCCCCAUCGGUGACCUCAUCGGCGACCUCGUUGGACAUGCAAGAGGCGCCUGAUACGCUCUCGCGCGCACCUAAACGUCGCAAGCAGCUUCCCGAUGCCGCCGCUGUACAGCCAACGCCGGCGUCAGACGCGACGGCAACUGGGGCAAAUCCUCCAGAGCAAGAUGAGUCAGACGACUACUCGGAUGAGAAUGAAUUUGCGGGCAUCAACAUGAAGGCCUUGAAGCAGCGAGGCAAAGGGAAAUACUACUGCCCCAGGGGGCAUCAAUGCGACAAAGGCGGGGUCGAUAAACAUGGCAACCUGAUACUUUUCGAUCGUAACUCAUCUUUUGCGUAUGUAGUCAUCUCCCCAUUCAGCCCCUGGCGGUGUGAUGUGCCUGGCUGUCCGAAUCCUCCCAAGAAGCGUCGGUUUGCGCGCCGUGACGGACUGGAGCGUCACAAAGCCACAGUCAAGCAUUACUUCAUGACGUGA
Messenger RNA from Trichoderma harzianum CBS 226.95, 987 nucleotides. RefSeq lists its product as hypothetical. The record is from RefSeq and is a predicted model, not a curated record. The coding region runs from base 1 to 987 and encodes 328 amino acids. The transcript is spliced from 4 exons. Lineage: Eukaryota; Fungi; Ascomycota; Sordariomycetes; Hypocreales; Hypocreaceae.